Messenger RNA from Rhagoletis zephyria (snowberry fruit fly), 412 nucleotides. RefSeq names its product larval cuticle protein 8-like. Gene Ontology annotation, molecular function: structural constituent of chitin-based larval cuticle. Lineage: Eukaryota; Metazoa; Arthropoda; Insecta; Diptera; Tephritidae. The record is from RefSeq and is a predicted model, not a curated record. Gene Ontology annotation, cellular component: chitin-based extracellular matrix.
CUCAACAGUUAGUAGUCUGAUCUCGCAAUCUGCACAACCGGCAAACUCCAAACAACAAAAUUUUCAACAUGAAAUUCGUCAUUGUUUUCGUUGCUCUCUUCGCUUUGGCUUAUGCCGCACCAGCUGCUCCUGAAGCAGAAAUCGUUGAAUUGAGAUCUGAUGUUGAACCCGAGAAAUACAGCUUUGCCCUGAAGACCAGCGAUGGCACAUCCAAACAAGAAGAUGGUCAAUUGGUGAACAUUGGUGCUGAGGACGAACACAUUGUUGCCCGUGGCUCCUUCUCCUUUGUCGGUGAUGAUGGCGUGACCUACACUGUCAACUACAUCGCUGAUGAGAACGGUUUCCAACCCCAGGGUGCUCAUUUGCCCGUCGCCCCAGUGGCUUAAGUCAGCACUUGUUAACGGAGUGGGAU